AUGCUUCGACACUUCUCUAUCCCGUGCGGAAGGGAUGCUCGCCUUUGCCUCAAUAUAGCAGAACCAGCCUUACGCGCACAAGGCUUAAGUCUGCAGACAUGGGCAUCCUCCUUUGUGCUCGCGAGCUUGCUCCAUAAACUGUCAAUCGACCUUUCUUCCCCUGCUUCCAUACCUGUCCUCGAGCUCGGUGCGGGUACUGGACUUGUCGGCCUGACUGCAGCGGCACUGUGGAAAUCACCUGUGAUACUUACAGACCUUCCGCCGAUUGUUCCGGGAUUGGCUAGUAAUAUCAAACUCAACGCGGCCACCGUGAAGGCUAUUGUUGAGUGUGGUUCAUUGGACUGGAGUAACCCGGAGACUCUGACCCUCCAAGGCGGUACACUGUACCACACGGAAAAGGAUAAAGCCCGCGUUAUCCUCGCCGCAGACACAGUAUACUCGGAAGAGCACCCGGAGUUGCUCUCCAAAGCCAUACUCCGUUGGCUCGCUCCAGGACCCUCGUCCCGUGUCAUUUUGACAUACCCUAUGCGUGUGGCUUAUCUGGAUCAAAUUCGAGAGUUGUGGCAGCUUCUGGAGAAGGGUGGUCUCGAAGCUCUUCAUGAAGGUCGUGAGCAGGCCGACCUUGACGCCUGGGACGAUGAGGGUCUUUGCGAGUGGAGUGUAUGGAGAUGGCAGCAGAACUCCACUCAUACUGAGCAGCGUCACACCGAGACAUGA
Molecule: messenger RNA, 717 nt
Organism: Fonsecaea multimorphosa CBS 102226
Lineage: Eukaryota; Fungi; Ascomycota; Eurotiomycetes; Chaetothyriales; Herpotrichiellaceae
Exons: 1
Coding region: 1-717 (238 amino acids)
Source: RefSeq, a predicted model, not a curated record